AUGGUGGAAGGAGUGUUUAACCUCUUAUUAUGUUUAUUUCUAGGGCAGGAGCGGUUCGGCAACAUGACCCGAGUCUACUAUAAGGAAGCUGUUGGGGCUUUUGUUGUUUUUGACAUGUCAAGAGUGUCCACGUUUGAGGCCGUCCUAAAAUGGAAAAGUGAUCUGGAUAGUAAAGUCCAACUUCCCAGUGGCAGCCCUAUUCCUGCUGUUCUCUUAGCUAAUAAAUGUGACCAGAAAAAGGAAGGUGGCCAGAAUCUUUCCCAGAUGGACCAGUUCUGCAAAGAGCAUGGCUUCACUGGAUGGUUUGAGACCUCCGCAAAGGACAACAUCAACAUCGAUGAGGCGGCGCGGUUCCUGGUGGACAGCAUUCUCGUGAACCAGCAGAGCUCUGCCAGCGAAGACCGCGACACGGACAAGGUCACGCUGCACCAGGAGGCCCUGCCCGCCGAGAGCAGGUCCCAGUGCUGCUGACCGGCUGCGGGCCUCGCUCCUGCUCGCGAGGGGCCGCCUGACCUCAUUCCUCCACUUGGAGCAACCCCCCGAGACGGAUCGAGGGCACUGCGCUGCCCUGUGGCCCUUCCCAGGGCUGUGCCUUCCCGGGAGACGGUGGCUCCCCGGCAGCCUCAGCUGAGCGGGGUGUCGGGGGGGUGCCUGCACCCUCAGGCCCCUGCUGCCGCCAUCAUAUUCAGGACAGUGUUUACCUUCAGUGCCUUGGGAGAUGACGGGGCUCAGGGCUUGGCAGGAGUUCCAAGUUGGAGCUCUUAGUGUGAGCACCGGGGCGGCAAUAAAACUCUCCCAGCAGCCGCACAGGGAUUGUUCAAGUCUGUAUUUUUGUGUUCCAGCUUCACUUUUGAGGGAGGCUUUUAGACUUAGCCACAGAGGCUUGAAGUUUCUGUUCAAUGUUGUUUUUCUCUCAAAACUUCUAACUGGACCUAGUGUUUUCAAAUCUACAAUAGUCAUGGUCAAGGAGAGAAUUUAUUUCAAAGCACAAACGAACAGAACCGAGAUUCUAUAGUGUGACUUGUGAAAGAAGCUAGGUCAUGUGUGGUUUUAUAUAAAGUUUGGGGCAUUUAAAGAAUAAUAAAUGAGAAACCGAAGUCUGGCUCACAAUGUUUGUAUUACCAUUCGACCCAAUUAAGAACAGAAUAAAUAUUUUGACUGAAA
This is a messenger RNA of Miniopterus natalensis, 1164 nucleotides long. Lineage: Eukaryota; Metazoa; Chordata; Mammalia; Chiroptera; Miniopteridae. The record is from RefSeq and is a predicted model, not a curated record.